Morchella sextelata is the source of this 1470-nucleotide messenger RNA. RefSeq lists its product as uncharacterized. NCBI's taxonomy places the organism in Eukaryota, Fungi, Ascomycota, Pezizomycetes, Pezizales, Morchellaceae. The transcript is spliced from 3 exons. Gene Ontology annotation, molecular function: GTP binding. The coding region runs from base 1 to 1470 and encodes 489 amino acids. The record is from RefSeq and is a predicted model, not a curated record.
AUGAAGGGAGACAGAAACGGUACCGGUGAAUCUCAGGACGCAGGGAUCGGAUCCCGUUAUGCAGCACAACGCUCAAUGAUUUUCUCGUCAGGCCCCAUAGCCGCCAUCAUGCUCGCCGGAAAGACCGGCGCCGGCAAGAGCAGCCUCAUCAAGCUGCUUGGUGGCCGCGACGCCGAGGGAAACGAGCCAGUUUCCGAUGGCGGGCUCGAAUCCUGCACGAAGAAAACCACAACCUACAUAACCAAGCACAACGGCCGCACCGUGCUGCUCCUCGACACGCCGGGCUUUGACGACUCGGCCGUCGACAAUCUCGUGAUUCUCAACGACAUCGUGUCGAACCUCUACAUGUGGGCGCUGCAGGACAAGGAUGUACACACGCAUGGCGUGCUCUUCCUUCACGACAUCAGCGAGACGCGCUUCGGCGGCAGCCAGCAGAAGACGCUGCAGCUACUCAAAAGUAUGUGCGGGCCGGAGGCGAUGGGGAAUGUCAUCAUCGGGACGACAAUGUGGUUCGAUAAGGGGGCGAAGUACGAGAGCCAGGUGAAAAGGGAGAGCGAAUUCCUAAUGAAAUAUUGGGAGGGCAUCCACAAGACGGUCAGAGUGCCAGAGGGUGAUGAGGAGGUGGCGAACGCGAUUAUAGGGGACUUGUUGGCGAGGCCACCGACAAAGUUGUUGGUGCAGACAGAGCUGCUGAGGCCGCCACAUACGUGUGAGGCGACGACGGUGGGGAGGAUUGCGAUACCCGAGGGGAAGCGGGAGGCUGAGAGGUUGGCGAAGGAGAUGGAGGAGCAGAAGGAGGAGUUUGUGAGAAUUGAGAAGGAAAAGGAGAGGGAGAGGGAGAAGGAGAGACAAGAGGAACACAGGAGGUAUUUGGAGGAACAAGAGAGAAAUAGGAAGGAAAUGGUGGAGGAGCAGGAGAGAAAUAGGAGGGAAAUUGAGGAGCGUCUUAUGGAAGAGCAAAAAAAAAACGCUAAAGAGCAAAAAGAGAGAGAGGAGGCGCAACAGAAACACCUUAAGGAGCUCGAACAGAAACAAAAGAAGGAAAUGGAGGACCGCCUUAAGGAAGAGCAAAAAAAAAACGCUAAAGAGCAAAAAGAGAGAGAGGAGGCGCAACAGAAACACCUUAAGGAGCUCGAACAGAAACAAAAGAAGGAAAUGGAGGACCGCCUUAAGGAAGAGCAAAAAAAAAACGCUAAAGAGCAGAAAGAGAGAGAGGAGGCGCAACGGAAAAAACUUGAGGAGCUCGCAGAGAAGCAAAGGAAGGAAAUGGAGGAGUACGCAGAGAAGCAAAGGAAGAAAAUGGAGGAUUUCGAAAGGGAGCAGGAGAAAGAAAGAAAAAGGGUGGAGAAAGAAAGAGCUGAUGCGAUAAGGAGAAAAGAGGAGGAGAUUGCAGAGAUACAAAGAAAGGCCGAUGAAGCGGUAAAGAAUGCCCAGAAUGAGAGCUCAGGGUGGUGGUGCUCAAUUAUGUAA